Zerene cesonia (dogface butterfly) is the source of this 1953-nucleotide messenger RNA. RefSeq lists its product as uncharacterized. NCBI's taxonomy places the organism in Eukaryota, Metazoa, Arthropoda, Insecta, Lepidoptera, Pieridae. The record is from RefSeq and is a predicted model, not a curated record. Bases 279 to 1109 code for a protein of 276 amino acids. The transcript is spliced from 6 exons.
UCCGCGCGGGUAGCACGGCCCGACCCGCGUCCGCAUUUAAUGAUGGAAUACGGACGCGAGCGGUGACUUAUAAACAAAAGUCAACUGUCAACAAUUCGAUUUGCAAUUCGAAAAUCGAAUUCACGUAUUACGGAAGAUGCACAGAAACUGUAUUGCCGUUUUAAACAAUGGUUGAUAAAGAUAAAAACUUCAUGGUGGUUAAAGUGUGACUGUAUAAGAUUAAACUAAGUUGUGGGUGAACGGAACGCUUAUUAUGUAAAAUCGACGAUUUGACAAAUAUGAAAAUGAAGAUACUUACUCUGUUUAUGUUGUGUGCAAUAGCAUCAGCGCACAAGAUCACUCAGCUGAAGGUUCCCUUGUACGCCGACCCGCGGCGAGCCGCAGAACUCAGCUGUCACUUCCAAAUGGAUGAUCAGAAGUUACACUCUGUCAAAUGGUACCGAGACAUGCACGAGAUAUUCAGAUAUAAUCCUUCACAAAAGCCGCCGAUACGACUUUUCAACGUAACGGGCAUCAUGGUGCAGGGCGGUGAAUGUCAAGUGGACUCUUGUAUGGUGCGAGUCAUGCCGCCUCCAGUAGCCACCAGAGCUGCCUACAGCUGUGAAAUAUCGACCGAAGGCCCCAAGUUCCAGAUUGCUAGACAAACUAAGCACAUGACAGUUGUCGCGAUGCCGGACAAGGACCCAACUAUAAUCGGAGCACCCAAAUUAGUGAAACCAGGAGAACAAAUUCUCCUCAAUUGUACAUCAGACUACUCAUUGCCGCCGUCUGAUAUAAAUUGGUAUAUCGACAACGACAUACAAAAGCCAGAACCAUGGCAUCGUACGGAGCUCAGUGCGCCUCAGCCCGGGGGUCUGCGCGCAUCAUGGAGGGUGCUACGCGUGUCGGUGCCCCCGGCGGAGAGCGGGGCGCUGCGCGUGCGAUGCGAAGCGAUCCUCAUGGUUGAACCACCGGUCGUACGGGACACAUCGGCGAUCAUUACUCUUUAUUCGCGCACGCAAUUGUCGAAAUACGUGUCAAAUAGAGGUAACAAUAUGGAAAAUUCAGUAAAUGUAUUAGCGUGUGUAGUUUUGUGGACUUUAAAAGAAUUAUCAAAGGUGAGCUUAUGAGGCUAAGUUUGACUGUGGUGGUGAUAUUAGUCUAAGUAUGUAGAUAAUGGGUCAGCCUCGAUGUCAUUCCUAGUUUAAGAGCUGUUUAUUUCAAAAUAUCCAUUGUUUCCUUUUGGGAACAAGUUAUUGGCUUCAAAAACAUGUCUCAAUAAAUGAAUAGCUAAGAAUAGAACGUUCAUUCUUGUGCCAAAUUAUUAGAAUUUAAUCAGAAGAGUUUCAUUUUGUUUCAGCUCUUAGGCUAUAAGUGACCAUAAAGUAAGUUAUACUUGGUGUAUGUAUUAUAAUGAAUUUAAUUCACAAGUUUACCGUUAAGUUGGUAACCAUACAUAACUUAUUUUUUGUACAUACCAAAACUAAUAAUUAUAUUGUCGAUGUAUGUCAAGAUAUAAAUUAUUUAUUAGAUAUUUAAUAUAAACAAAAUAAAUCUAACUAGUCGAGUUAUAACUGUCUUAGCUAAUUCCUUAGACGUGUCUAUAAUAAGUUUUUAGACUGUACUGUCACUAAAUGCACUAUAAAAUUGCUGCGUAUGACUUAUAAAGUAUGAAUAUAUGUGUAUCUUCCAGUCCGUCGAAUGAAAUAAAGAUUUUUUUUGUAAUGUUAAUGUUCUUUUGUAAAAAUUCACAGCACAUAAAAAUUAUAAACGUGUAAACGUAAAAGUGUGGAAACAGUCUUAAUAAGAUUGAAUUCCGACCUCACUAAAUUAUUGUAUGGGUUAUAUAGUUAACGAAACUUGAACUUAUAAAUCAUUAUAUUUAAUUGCUUUCAUGUUUUAUUGCUGAAACGUAUGCGAAACAAAUCCAAUUAAGGAUUGAAUCCAUCUAAAAGUACGUUAACAAGCCGGCAA